This is a messenger RNA of Caenorhabditis remanei, 465 nucleotides long. RefSeq lists its product as uncharacterized. The transcript has 4 exons. Gene Ontology annotation, biological process: fatty acid beta-oxidation. Bases 1 to 465 code for a protein of 154 amino acids. NCBI's taxonomy places the organism in Eukaryota, Metazoa, Nematoda, Chromadorea, Rhabditida, Rhabditidae. The record is from RefSeq and is a predicted model, not a curated record. Gene Ontology annotation, cellular component: mitochondrion. Gene Ontology annotation, molecular function: enoyl-CoA hydratase activity.
AUGCUCUCCUCAAAAGUGUUUCUCAAAAUGCAACGUCUCGCGUUGCGCCCGAUGGCCUAUAGCACCACUUGCAACCCGAAAAAUGAGGUUUUCUUGGAGAGAUUGAGUGGAAAAGAUGAAGGCAUCACAAUUAUCAAUAUGAACCGCCCGGAGAAGAAAAAUUCGUUGGGAAAAGUUUUUAUGGCUCAGUUCAAAGAGGUGCUCGACGAGGUGAAAUACGAUCCAAAGACCCGUGUCGUCAUUUUGAACUCGAAAUGCGAAAAUGUGUUCUGCAGUGGAGCGGAUUUGAAGGAGAGGAAGACGAUGACACAGGCGGAGGCGACUAGAUUUGUCAAUGGGUUGAGAGACUCGUUUACGGAGAUCGAGCGUCUCCCACAGCCGGUGAUUGCGUCGAUUGAUGGAUUCGCGUUGGGCGGAGGACUCGAAUUGGCUCUCGCUUGUGAUAUUCGUGUCGCUUGUGCGUAA